AUGUCUCUCAGACCUCCAUGUCCAGUCCAUGUCCCUCAGACCUCCAUGUCCUGUCCAUGUCCCUCAGACCUCCAUGUCCUGUCCAUGUCCCUCAGACCUCCAUGUCCUGUCCAUGUCCCUCAGACCUCCAUGUCCAGUCCAUGUCCCUCAGACCUCCAUGUCCUGUCCAUGUCCCUCAGACCUCCAUGUCCAGUCCAUGUCCCUCAGACCUCCAUGUCCAGUCCAUGUCCCUCAGACCUCCAUGUCCUGUCCAUGUUCCUCAGACCUCCAUGUCCAGUCCAUGUCCCUCAGACCUCCAUGUCCUGUCCAUGUCCCUCAGACCUCCAUGUCCUGUCCAUGUCCCUCAGACCUCCAUGUCCUGUCCAUGUCCCUCAGACCUCCAUGUCCUGUCCAUGUCUUUCGGGACCAGAAAGAUCUGAGAUGAGACCCCUCUCUUCCUCCUUCUGCUGCCCGCGGCCUCCUCACAUUUUGGGUUUGCCCUUGAUGUUUCCGGCUCUUGGUAUUUCGUCAGGUGGAUUAUUUGGUGGCCAGAAGUUGGCCCUCCAGGACAACGGUUUGGUGGAUGGCAGCUGUAAAUAA
Messenger RNA from Knipowitschia caucasica, 579 nucleotides. The record is from the annotation of a GenBank genome assembly. NCBI's taxonomy places the organism in Eukaryota, Metazoa, Chordata, Actinopteri, Gobiiformes, Gobiidae.